UUAGAUUCAAUAACAGGAAAAACAUGUGGUUAAUUUUACUAUAAAAUAAAAUGCUGUCUCGACAGAGUAUCCAGUUAGCUAUUGUAUUUGGCUAGGACCGGUAACUCGUUCUGUUUAUGGAAGAAUGGAUACAGAUAGCUUUUCAUAAUUUCAUUAUCGCUGACGAACAGAUAAGAAACUGCUUAUGGAAUAUGUAACAAAUCGAAGAUGUAACAAUUUCAGACGGAACAGAUGAACAAAUCAACGUUUUAUUCAGAAUAUCCAACUUUUAAAUUUGAAUGUCAUUUUCAACAAGUCGGAGCAGAUAAUAAAAUAAAAUCAACCUUUUCUAUCAGAAUAACCAACUUUUUAAUUUCCAUUUAUAUUGAUAAUAAUGGAGGAAAAGAUUUCAGAAAGUGACUAAAUUAGUUAUUAUCAUUUAUUGAAGAAACACAGUUACCCUUACUCAGAGAAAUCUAGCGUCUAAACUUAUCAACAUUAAGAUAACCUCAUCGUUGUUAUUUUUUUGUUACAGAAUAGACAACAUCCGUUUGAUUAUCAAUAUGUUUUGGUAAAAUGACAAUAUUUAUUUAUAAAAGUUCUUAAAGAAAAUAGGUUAUGCUUACCCAGAGAAAUCUACUACCGUUUAAAUUUCUCAGCUUGCUCUUUGGUGUCAUCAUUGGCACGAGCAUAGCAUUGGUACUGAGCAGCAUGAGACACACAACAUCUGGCAGAUUCAUCAACCAGCAUCACCAACUCAAAGAAACGGAAGGGGUUUUCCGGGUUCGGGGUGUUCUGCAAAACCACAGAGAAGAAAUUCAACCAGUUACCGAGAGGAUUUCCCGGUCUCGAGAUGAAAGUGUACUUAGUGGAUAUUUGUACAGUGGUGAUAAUCGUACAGUAGCCUGGAAUCUGAGGAAGAAAAUUCGUGUUUUGUGUUGGGUUUGGUGUUCAGGACGGGAUAUUCAAAAUCAAACUCAGGCGAUCCACAAAACUUGGGGUAGAAAAUGUGACAAAGUUCUCAUAUUCACCGACAGACAUUUUGCCAAAGUCAGAACUAUAGAUUUAUCAAAAGCAGGCGUGGCCUAUAGCACGUCGCGUUACAUCAUGGCCUAUCGCUAUGUAUACAAACAUUAUAAGGAUGAUGCCGAUUGGUUCUUUGGGACAUUCGACGAGACGUAUGUGUGUAUGGAGAAUUUGCGAUUGUUUUUGACGGGAAAAAAUUCGAAAAAACCUGCAUAUUAUGGUCACAGACUUAUUCUCGAGGACGGUACUGUGGAAUUUGUGGAUGCUCGAGUUGGUUGUGUUCUAAGCCACGCGGGACUCGAACUCUUUGACAAAAACAGUCUUUACAAAACUGAGUGUAAUCAAAUGAUUCCGGCUGGAGAAAAACAGUUGGGUGCCUGUUUCAAUAAAACUGGUGUCUUUUUAGGGAACUCGACCGAUUCAUUAGGACGUAGUCGUUUUCUCAGUUUUGCUCCGUCAGUUCAGAUGCAAGGAUCACAGUCCCACUGGUUUCUGCUACAAGAUCAAGAGGGGUUGAAAAAGGGAAAAGAAUCUAUGAGUGUGUAUACUAUAACAAUCAGCGGUAUGACGUCAUUCUUCAUGUACGGGAUAGAGUAUUAUUUGUAUCAUCUUCGACCCUUUGGAUUAUUUCCCCUUGAUCAAGAUUUGAAUAUUCCAGACGACUGAGUGGAAAUUUGCCUGGUUGUGUGUUUUUGGAAGAGGCGUGGCCCCACAUAACACGGCGUGGUUCCUGGAUCAAGAUAACGGUCUUCAGCUGAUCAAUAUUUGAAAAUCCAAAAUGGCUGACAUAACACCGAUUUUUGUCAAUAACUAUACCACAUUUCAGCACACGUGGCAAACAAUGGAGAUCUAGAUUCGCAUGUUCAGGACGUCUGGUUGGAAAAUAGACCUCUCUAUUUCAAAGGGAGAGCUCGCAAGGCCUUCUAGAUAUUUAGUACCACUGCUAAAUCCCCUGAAGGGCAAGCGAAUUAUUGAAAUAAAAUUGAACAAUAUGUUAGUCCAGAAAUUACCUAGUUUGUGUCGAGUAGACGUUAAACCCCAUCUCUCUCUCUCUCUCUCUCUCUCUCUCUCUCUCACACUCUCUCUCUCUCUCUCUCUCUCUGAAAUGUACGGUAAAUAGAUAAUUCGGUGAAACGGUUGAGAAAGGAGCUCGUCAAAUGGAUUUGAAAGAGAGUCGUGGUUCGAGCUCUAACUGGUCGGUCACCGCUGGCUUGCGGUCGUGGUUUCGAGCGUAUGUGACUUGGAGACAGAGGCGCCUUCCCAACCUUGUGGGUUUAUUCCGGGUACUCCAGUUUCCUCCCAACUGUAUGCAAGAGCUAAAUCUGCCUUACUUUCAGUCUGAAAUGUUAUCUAAAUUAUUAAUUGGACAUUAAUUAACUUAUCCAGACCACAAUCAACUCUCGAUGUCAUAGUUAGUCUGCGAUAUUUACUGGAUUUGAAUACAUUUUUUGAUGGAUAAUUUAACGUAAAAAUGGAUAAUAGAGUCUUUGAUUGUCAUCAUACCAACUUCAAUAAUGUCGACCGAGACUAGCCUAAAAUUCAAUAACUAAUAUCUCGGUUCAGAGUGAAGCAAUUUUCAGCAUAUUUUGUUUUCGUUAUCUAAUUUUUAACUAUUAUAGAUUAUUAUAACGAGAACUGUCAGAUUUUUAUCUAAUCUUACCUUCCCCUUUAAGCUAAUGAAAAUAAGACAACUUGUCUGCGAUAUCACCCUUGGUGGAUGCGGACGUUAAACACUAAUAGAAGAAGUAGAACAGUGUCUAACAUUUACUCUGGUUCAGAUAUGAUACAAAUCAACUUGUCGCAUGUCCACUACGGCUCCUGAUUGUGUUAAUUAUAACCCCCUUUAUUAUUUAUUAUUGUAAAUAGGUAUAUUGUAGAUAAUUAUAACUCUCUAUAUUAUUGUAAAUAGGUAUAUUGUUGUUAAUUAUAACCCUCUAUAUUAUUGUAAAUAGGUUUAUUGUAGAUGAUUAUAACCCUCUAUAUUAUUGUAAAUAGGUAUAUUGUAGAUAAUUAUAACCCUCUAUAUUAUUGUAAAUAGGUAUAUUGUAGAUAAUUAUAACCCUCUAUAUUAUUGUAAAUAGGUUUAUUGUAGAU
Patella vulgata (common limpet) is the source of this 3099-nucleotide messenger RNA. Its product is annotated as glycoprotein-N-acetylgalactosamine 3-beta-galactosyltransferase 1-A. The coding region runs from base 598 to 1671 and encodes 357 amino acids. The record is from RefSeq and is a predicted model, not a curated record. NCBI's taxonomy places the organism in Eukaryota, Metazoa, Mollusca, Gastropoda, Patellidae. The transcript is spliced from 3 exons. Gene Ontology annotation, molecular function: N-acetylgalactosaminide beta-1,3-galactosyltransferase activity.